This is a messenger RNA of Penicillium pulvis, 768 nucleotides long. RefSeq names its product J domain-containing protein. Gene Ontology annotation, cellular component: cytoplasm. The record is from RefSeq and is a predicted model, not a curated record. Gene Ontology annotation, biological process: protein refolding. The coding region runs from base 1 to 768 and encodes 255 amino acids. Lineage: Eukaryota; Fungi; Ascomycota; Eurotiomycetes; Eurotiales; Aspergillaceae. The transcript has 2 exons.
AUGUCCCAGUCUGCAGAUUCGGCCGAGAUCAGAUCAGCAUACAAAAAAAUAGCUUUGGUCAAGCAUCCGGACCGUCAAAUACAUGUGCCCAAUGCAAAGGCCGAAUUCCAACUACUUAAAGAAGCGUACGAUCACCUUUAUGAUCCCGAUAUGCGCCAAGAAUACAACAAACUAUACCAAUCAACGAUACUUCCAGGGCGAAUUAAGGAUCAGAAGAUAGCAGGGCUAAAGAAACAGCUUCGACAGCAGGUGUAUAAGCGCAGGGAGGCAGAAUUCGUUCUAGCCAACGCAAAAAAGGAUCUGAUCAGACUACACGCUGAGAGAGACAGUAAAAAGGGAGAGAAAGAACGAAUGAUGAGGGACAGGGCUACCGAGGAGACAUGGUUUCUAAACUCAUGGAUCAAUUACUUCUUUCUGCCAGGCAAGGCUGCAAAAAUUGCACAACGGAAGCAACAACAAGAGUCCGACAUCAAUACGCUGAUUGGACAACAACGUACAAAAGAGAAGAGUAUUUAUCUCAAAUUGAAGGGAAAUGAAAACUUCACGGCGAGGAUUAAUUCUGCUUAUGCUGCUGAGAGCAAGAUCGAAGCAGACAUACGAAAGAUCGAAGAGGACUGGCUCGAAAUGAUUAAGCGACAGGAAAUGGAAAGAUUGCUUGCAGAAAGGAGAGAGAAAAGCCGUCAGGCAUAUUGGACUUGGUCCUCAACCCAGACAAAUUCCACAGGAGCAAAUAGCUAUUUUCAUCAGUCAAAUGCUUCGGAGUUCUAA